AUGGAGAUAGCAAACCUGAGCACGGUCACUACUGUCAAUGAGUUGGCCCAAUUCCUCAGUGACGCUCAAUUACAAGACUUGUCUGUCUCUCCCCCAGUGGACUGCAUCGUCAUCUGCGCCUCCGCUGUCCUUUACGGCGCUGAGACACUUUUCAAAACUCUUACUGAGCAUCCAUCACUCACCAAGUGUGUGGUACUGUGUGGUGGUAUUGGCCACUCCACCACAUUACUCUAUGAGGCUGUCAAGCAACAUCCUCGUUACUCCCGGAUCGGCGAUGAGAUUACGAGUAGUCCAGAAGCCCGUGUGCUAGAGCGAAUCCUGGAAGAGUAUUUCGAUCGAUCAAAGAUCACCAGAGAAGAAUGCAGAAUCCUCAUCGAGGACCAGUCCACCAAUUGUGGACAAAAUGCCUUGUUCACCCGCAAAGUUCUCGACCAGGCAGGGUUCACAGACUUGAAAUCUUGUAUCGUGAUUCAAGAUCCUACGAUGAUGCUCAGGACAAAGGCAUCAUUUAAGAAAGUCUAUGAAGAUUCGUCAUCUCCUAUUUCAUUCAUCAGCUGCCCGGGAUUUGUUCCACAGAUGAAAUUGUCGCCCUCUGAGUCGCUGGAAUACGACACUGCUUUGGAGGCCUCCACUUUGUGGUCGAUACCACGGUUCCUAGACUUGAUCAUGGGCGGGAUCCCAAGGUUGAGAGACGAUGAAGAGGGAUAUGGGCCCAGGGGCAAAGGGUUCAUUGCUCAUGUUGACAUACCGAAAAGCGUUGAGCUCGCCUGGUCAAGAUUGAAGGCGGCGGUGGGGCACGACUUGGACUUCGAUUCGACUAUUCAUCAAAUUCAGCUCGCUAUGGAUCCGCCACCGUUUGGCCCCUCGUCAUUUCACCAAAUACCUCAGUCACUACCAAUCUCGGCGCUUCAGGGUAUGCUCGAUGCCGAAGGAUCGAACAACCAGAUAUCUGAUGAUCCAAGUUUUGACUGGGAUGCUCUGAAUAACUCUUAUCCUUGCUCAUCGGAGCCGUCCAACCUCGAGUGGCCUCAGUGGGCGGAUCUCCGCUCAUCCACCACAUUAAACGUCGAGAGACAAAGCGAUUUAGCAUUGCAGACUCUCGAAGUAACAAAUAAAGCAAUCCCAAGUCCACGAAGUGCCAAUUUACUGGACUUUGUUCAACCGCAGAAUCUUUCGAAUGUCUCUCAAUGGCUAGAUGGCGCAUAUCGACCCUCGGUGCCUUGUACUCAUUGCCGUAGACACAGGCUACAGUGUCUUAUACUUCGCACUACGGAUGCGAACCCCAAUCCUGUCACAUCAUGUUCCAGUUGUGUCGCACUUUUCCGCGAGUGCAGUCUCGCCAAGGGAACAAAAAGGCUUCCGUGUGGAUUCGAGACAUUCUCUCCCGUUCUAGGCAAUCUGCAUGGCCUUCCUGAGCAAACAGGAGAUAUCGAAAAUACUAUUUUGGCAUCUGUAGAGUCACCAGAAGACCGCAAAGAAUCCAAGCAGUUUGUCAGAAAAGGCGCCAGGGUUCUCCGAGAAUGGUUCGUAAGAAACCAGGAGUAUCCCUAUCCAACCGAGGACCAAAAAGCCCAGCUAUGCCAAGAAACGGGCUUCUCGCAUAAGCGCAUCUCGACAUGGUUUGCAAAUGCUCGUCGACGACAGAAGCAAAAGAUUCAGACAGCAAAUGUCCCGACACCUUCUCAUUUCAGAUCCGGAUCACCACUCGUCACGAGCACAAUCACCUCCAUGUCUCCCAUGGAAAGAUGGAAGGCAUCGCCUCCGGAAGAUGAACCCGUCCCAGAAGCUACCAUUCAGGAUGCCAUUGCCUCGGUCUCUCUUGAGGCAGACAUGAUAAUGGAACCCUUCCAAUUCGAUCCAUUGAGCAUUGACUUAUUCAAUUUCGACGAAACGUCGUCUCAUCUUGCAUCUUCCGUGUCCAGUUUUGAAAGCAGGACGUCUGAAACGUCUGACAGCGCGUCUUCGGCUUGGAGUUAUCGGUACGGGGGAGAAGGAGAGUUACCCUUUCCUCUGCUACCAAAGGCAUCCCGCUCUCAACGGCGCCGACGACAACGCCUAUCAGCAGGGGAAGGCCAAUACCAGUGCACAUUCUGCACACAGUCCUUCAGAAAGAGACAUGACUGGUCAAGACACGAGAAGAGCGUUCACCUUCAGCUCGAUUCCUGGAUCUGCACGCCAAAUCUCGAGGAGCUACGGCAACAAUACGAGUCUCAAGUGACUGAAUGCUAUUUUUGCGAGACCCCUUUCCCAACGCCGACCCAUUGGGAAGAACACGAGUUUCAUGUCUGCUCUACUAAGCCCACAGCUGAGCGUUCGUUUAGUCGAAAAGACUAUCUCUGGCAGCAUUUACGUAAAUUCCACGCUUGCACCAAAAGCCUCGUUCACCUCGAUGCCUGGCGUGAAACAGGCGCCAAUGUCCAAAGCCGUUGCGGCUUUUGCAACCGUUCGCUCUCCACAUGGACUGCUCGGGUGGAACACAUCGCAGAACACUUCAAACAUGGGGCGCGCAUGCAGCAAUGGGAAGGCGACUGGGGACUCGAUUCUUCAGCCAUGAGCGUCCUUCGAAACGCAGUCCUCCCCGCACAGCGGUCUCUGGCGAGUCCAUCUACAUAA
Penicillium maclennaniae is the source of this 2613-nucleotide messenger RNA. RefSeq names its product Homeodomain. The record is from RefSeq and is a predicted model, not a curated record. Bases 1 to 2613 code for a protein of 870 amino acids. NCBI's taxonomy places the organism in Eukaryota, Fungi, Ascomycota, Eurotiomycetes, Eurotiales, Aspergillaceae. The transcript is spliced from 5 exons. Gene Ontology annotation, cellular component: plasma membrane. Gene Ontology annotation, molecular function: DNA binding. Gene Ontology annotation, biological process: regulation of DNA-templated transcription.